Molecule: messenger RNA, 2392 nt
Organism: Colletotrichum destructivum
Lineage: Eukaryota; Fungi; Ascomycota; Sordariomycetes; Glomerellales; Glomerellaceae
Product: Putative zn(2)Cys(6) fungal-type DNA-binding domain, fungal transcription factor
Exons: 1
Coding region: 320-2215 (631 amino acids)
Biological process (GO): positive regulation of transcription by RNA polymerase II
Cellular component (GO): nucleus
Molecular function (GO): zinc ion binding; transcription cis-regulatory region binding; DNA-binding transcription factor activity, RNA polymerase II-specific
Source: RefSeq, a predicted model, not a curated record
GUUCGUCACUCGUCCUAUCUUUUGAACUUCUCAACCAACGCUAAACAUCUCAGACGCACUCCAUUCUUCUCAUCGGCUAUUUCAUCCUUCUAUCAGUUCACAGUUGCCCGUUCCAACGCCCCCAAAACCCACUCCAGGCGAUUCUUCCUUUCAGAGUUUCCAGACGUACCACUGUGAUAACCGGCUUUGCUGCGGUACUCAGGUGCCAGUCCGGAAGAGAGGACCCUCCUACUUCAGCCUCCACUUUGGCUUCCCUGACGAAAGGAGUCUGCUGUUGGCCGGGAGAGCCGACGGCGACUCACCCGCUAAACGACGACCAAUGAGAUCUUCCUUCCCCGAGCCCAAUGGAGGUUCUCCAGGGAGCACAACUUCUGCUUCACCUGAUGAUGCCGCCACCGGCAAUGCUGGCAAUGGCGAGAACCCGCAGCUCGCAGCCACAACCGUUGAGCGUUCAUUUGCGACGGUAGCAACAACACACGCCGGCGAAGGCCGAAGUGGACCGCGGUCGAGGAACGGAUGUUGGACGUGCCGCACCAAGAAGGUCAAAUGCGACGAGCAGAGACCCAACUGUCAUCGCUGCAUGCGUCUGAGGUUGCUCUGCGAUUACGCACCCCGCCUCAAACUUCCCAAGAGAGGCAAAGCGCGCAAAGAUCGAUCUGUGUCGUCACAGCUCAUUAUGCCUUCGGCCUCGUCGGCUAUGUCGGCUGAAAGAGGCGGCGGCGACAGCUCACCCAGUUGGCUACCAACAUGGGCGCAUGCUGUUACUUAUCUCAGCCAGUCCAAGUCUUUGUCACUCUUCAGCCCAGAUGCACCGGCUAUGGGGGCAUGCUCUCUGGAUCUCUCAUCCGCUGAUCACGAGGCAAUCCGAUAUUUUCGUACUUCAUUUGCCCGGCUGAACCAUACGAAGAACCCGGAUUUUUCGUUAUACACCAUAAUGUUCGACAUUGCCCAGACUGAUCCCAUGGUGAUGCAUGUGGUUCUGGCUCUUGGCGGGCGAGAAUUGGAAUUCCGGCGAAACAAGGACACUGAAGAAUCUCGGGGGCCAAAAACUCCACUUCAGCACUAUUCCUCGGCGCUGCGGAUGAUGGCCGACGCCAUUGGUGGCGAGGACAACGUACAGUUGGAUCUCGACGCCGUGUGUACAGCGUUGUAUCUGAUGCUGCUGUAUGAGCAGAAGUACGGCGACGAAAAGUGCCGCGGCUUUUCCAACCAUCUCGUUGGCGCGAGUUUAAUAUUGCAACACCGGUUCAAAAACAUGCUUCUCCAGCUACCGGCUCCUUCGCUCGAGACAACUCGGAAAAACUUAGCCUUGACAAGGAGAGGCCAGGAUGGAAGCGGUUCACGUCUCUCACUCUACUCGGCACGGAUGCUGGUCUGGAUCGCCCUCCAAGACGCAGCCGCUGCAUCAUAUGGCCUCGGCGGCCAACUGAACUGCGCGCUGCACAAGAUCAUGGGAUCAUUAGAUGGCCAGACAAUCAGUGGCAUCCCAAGCCCCUUUCAGCCAUUGGACGCCUUCGAAAGGCUGCAUCGUUUCUCUAACCCACUGUACAGGUGCAUGUGGGCCGAUGCGUAUCCCCAAGCAGAGCUGCUUGACGACGUCGAAAAUCGCAAUGUAUACGCUCUUCUCGGUGCGUGUGGUCAAUUGCGCUUCAUGAUCGCACAGCUUGCGAGUCUUUCCCAUGUAAUCAACGAUGCGUCGCAACAACAACAACGCGUCAUGGCAGUUGAUGUAACUAUCCAGCAGGUUGGGUGGAAAUUCACCGAAUUGCUCGAAGUCGCGGCAGAACUGUCCACCAGCACGGACAGCUCGCACCGCCUGGUGGCUAACAUCCGCGGCAUUGUUCCUCACUACCAUGCCGUAGUUCUCGAGUUCCUGCGCUUGACGCGUGUCAACGACGCAUUCACGCUAGUGACUCGACAACGCAACGCGCUCAGAGAGAUCAUGAACCUCGCUUUUCAAGCUUUUAAACAUGAAGGGGACGAGGCAAUGACCCGCAUCGCAUGGCCGCUCUUCAUGGUCGCCCUUGAGACAGACGACCUCCUGCAUCGCGACUGGGUGCUCAGUCGGUUCCAGAGAAUGAGCCGGUUCGGUAAGAACCUCGACCGUGCUCACGUCUUCCUCAAAGAGAUCAUAGAAAUCCAAAACCGUCUUGGAAGACGAGUUGACGUCCGCGAGCGUUUCCAGUCUAACACAGUAGACCUUUUCGUUAUCUAGACCAUCUAUAGGUAUGAACUAGCUUGAGUAACAAACUGUGUGCUAUUUAUUACCUAACAUCUUCUUAUAACUAAUCUUGGUACUUCCUUAAUAAUGCCGCAAGAACAUAGUAAGAGAUAUAAUAGAAAAUAUCUUGUUUAGCUAGGGGAAACCAGACAGUUUGUAUAUAGCGGAACU